AUGGCUGGGAAAUUCGCCGUCAAAUCUCUAGACCACCUGGUUCUAACAGUCCGCAAUAUUCCCAAAACUGUGGCAUUCUAUACAACCUACCUCGGCAUGCGGCAUGAGAUCUUUACCUCACCAACUAACCAAUCCAUUCAGAGACAUGCCCUCAUCUUUGGCUCUCAAAAAAUAAAUCUCCACCAAUCGGGCAAGGAAUUCGAACCUAAGGCCCAGGAUGUUAUGCCAGGAAGUGCCGAUUUAUGCUUUUUGACAGAUGAGAAUGUGGAAAAGGUCUUGGAAGUAUUUCAAGAUGCAAGAGUUGAAAUUCUGGAAGGCGCUAAGGUUGUAGAAAGAACUGGGGCCGUUGGGAAGAUUCGCAGUGUAUACGUGAGAGAUCCUGAUGGAAAUCUUAUUGAAUUGUCGAACUAUGUUUGA
Penicillium samsonianum is the source of this 417-nucleotide messenger RNA. Its product is annotated as VOC family protein. The record is from RefSeq and is a predicted model, not a curated record. NCBI's taxonomy places the organism in Eukaryota, Fungi, Ascomycota, Eurotiomycetes, Eurotiales, Aspergillaceae. The coding region runs from base 1 to 417 and encodes 138 amino acids. The transcript has 4 exons.